GUUCCAACCAACAGAGGAAGUAGAGUCACGGUUGUGAAGUAACGUGUGUUACGUGUCUGCUGAAACGUUAUUAAACAUUAAUUCUUGAGCAGUUAAUCUAGAGAAAUGCACGAGGAUGACCGGCUGUCCUGUGUACUUUGUCGGCGCUCCGAAGAGACGAAGAUAACAGGAGCGUUAGCCACUAAAGAUGACGUCACGGCCCACCAGAACUGUUUGUUGUUUUCCUCUGCGCUCUUUUGCCGUAACACUCCGAAGUUUGACGACCUGUUUGGUUUCUCUGUGGAUGACGUGUUGAAUGAGGAGAAACGAGGACGACUACUGAUCUGUCACAAAUGUAAGAGGAGGGGAGCCACGGCUGGGUGUGAAGUCGGACGCUGCAAGAAGUCCUACCACUACCCGUGUGCUGUGGAAGAAAGAGCCAUGAUUGUUGAGGAUUCAGAAAAGGAGCAAUACAGGCUGUUCUGCUACAACCACUAUCCAAAAACAAAAGAAAACAACCACUCAGGAAACGGAUGUCUCUCUUCAUCCUCAAAGUCCAAAACUUACAGAAAUCCUGAAGAACCUGGAACGUCCAAGGUUCAUUGCCUUACCUGUGAGAAGAUAGAAGGAAACAUCAGCUCGAAAAGUUUGCCUUGUGGAGUUGUCAUGUCAUAUUGUGACAAACAUGCUCCUGGUUCACACAAGAGGAAUGCCAGUGGUGAUUCUACUUCAAACCAAGGCGUCUGUGUACAGCAGCGACUUAAACUCGUCCAGCAGUAGGACGCUUUCAUCUUCAAAGAGACGGUUGACUUUUAAAGACAAACAGGACUGGACCCCUUCUAAACGCAGAGCUAAAGUCUUAAGUGCUUUACUCACGGAUGAUUCUUCAAAUUCAGAUGGUGAUGAUGAACCUGAUUCAGAAAUGGCCCCUUUGGAAACAGAUGUAGAAGAUAGUGCGAUGGUUCAUGAGCCCGACGUAAG
Molecule: messenger RNA, 960 nt
Organism: Eleginops maclovinus (Patagonian blennie)
Lineage: Eukaryota; Metazoa; Chordata; Actinopteri; Perciformes; Eleginopidae
Product: PHD finger protein 6-like
Exons: 11
Coding region: 106-759 (217 amino acids)
Cellular component (GO): nucleus
Source: RefSeq, a predicted model, not a curated record